ACAAAAUCCGUAAAUUCCCGUUCUCGUUCUGUUCCUCUCUCUCUCUCUAGGUUUCUGUAUUUUCUUGUUUGUCGCAUUUUUUUCCUAUCUCUGUAAGGCCGGCGAUCUCUAUCUCCGUCGGCGAACAAACAAUGGGAGUCCCGGCGUUUUAUCGGUGGUUGGCGGAGAAGUAUCCGUUGAUAGUGGUGGAUGUCGUCGAGGAAGAGCCCGUCGUCAUCGAAGGCGUGAAAAUCCCGGUGGACACCAGUAAACCCAACCCUAAUGAUCUCGAGUACGAUAAUCUCUAUCUCGACAUGAACGGGAUUAUCCAUCCUUGCUUCCAUCCCGAGGAUAGGCCUUCUCCGACUACCUUUGAAGAGGUGUUUCAGUGUAUGUUCGACUACAUAGAUAGACUAUUUGUGAUGGUGCGGCCCCGUAAAUUACUAUAUAUGGCUAUAGAUGGUGUUGCCCCGAGGGCUAAAAUGAAUCAACAGCGGUCUAGACGGUUUAGAUCAGCUAAAGAUGCAUCCGAUGCGGCAGCUGAAGAAGAACGAUUGCGAGAGGAAUUCGAGAGGGAAGGGAGAAAGCUCCCACCUAAAGUGGACUCUCAAGUGUUUGACUCUAAUGUGAUUACACCUGGAACAGAUUUCAUGGCUGUUCUUUCCAUUGCAUUGCAGUAUUAUAUACACCUUAGAAUAAAUUAUGAUCCUGGUUGGAAAAAUAUUAAGGUCAUUCUUUCAGAUGCAAAUGUUCCUGGUGAAGGAGAGCAUAAAAUUAUGUCAUACAUCCGUCUUCAAAGAAAUCUUCCUGGUUAUGAUCCAAAUACCAGACAUUGUCUGUAUGGAUUGGACGCCGAUUUGAUUAUGUUGGCUUUGGCAACACACGAAGUUCAUUUUUCAAUACUUAGAGAGGUGGUCUUUACGCCUGGACAGCAAGAUAAAUGUUUCUUAUGUGGACAAAUGGGCCAUUUAGCUGCAGACUGUGAAGGAAAAGCAAAGAGGAAAGCAGGAGAGUUUGAUGAGAAAGGUGAUGCAAACGGUGUGGUAAAAAAGCCUUAUCAGUUUCUUCAUGUGUGGACGCUUAGGGAGUACUUGGAGCAUGAGAUGAGGAUUCCUAACCCUCCAUUCGAGCUUGAUCUAGAGCGUAUUGUGGAUGAUUUUAUCUUCAUAUGUUUCUUCGUGGGCAACGAUUUCUUACCACAUAUGCCGACCUUGGAGAUUCGUGAGGGUGCGCUCAACUUGCUGAUGGCUGUCUACAAGAAGGAAUUUAGGUCUUUGGGAGGUUAUUUGACUAAUGGAUGCAAGCCCAAUUUGAAGAGAGUGGAGCACUUUAUUCAGGCUGUCGGAUCCUUUGAAGAUAAGAUAUUUCAGAAAAGAGCCAGGUUACAUCAGAGACAAGCAGAAAGAAUAAAGCGAGAAAAAGUUCAAACAAAAAGAUUGGAUGAUGCAGCGCCAACAGUUCAACCAGAUACUAUUGUUCCAGUUGCUAGAUUUCAUGGUUCUCGGCUUGCUUCCGCUCCUACUCCUUCACCAUUUCAGUCAAAUGAUGGCAUCUCUCCUCCGCCCCAGAAAGUUCGACGUCUAUCUUCAGGGUCCAGUAUCGGUGCUGCCAUUGUUGAUGUAGAGAACAGUCUUGAAUCUGAUGAAAACGAGAACAAAGAAGCACUAAAAACAAAGCUUAAGGACUUGCUUCGGGAGAAAUCUGAUGCGUUCAACUCUGAGACUCCUGAAGAAGACAAGGUGAAGCUAGGGGAACCAGGGUGGAGAGAAAGAUAUUAUGAAGAGAAAUUCUCAGCAAAGACACCUGAAGAAAUGGAAAGAAUACGAAAGGACGUUGUUUUGAAGUACACAGAAGGCCUUUGUUGGGUCAUGCAUUACUACUAUGAAGGCGUUUGCUCCUGGCAGUGGUUUUACCCAUACCAUUAUGCGCCAUUUGCUUCUGAUCUGAAGGAUCUUGGGGAGCUGGAUAUAAAGUUCAAACUAGGGACUCCUUUUAAGCCUUUCAAUCAACUUCUAGGCGUAUUCCCAGCUGCAAGUUCACAUGCCCUUCCGGAGCACUAUAGGACCUUGAUGAUGGAUCCCGUUUCGCCUAUCAUUGAUUUUUACCCAACUGAUUUUGAAGUUGACAUGAACGGAAAGCGUUACUCCUGGCAGGGUAUUGCGAAACUGCCUUUCAUCGAUGAAAGUCGUCUUCUAGCUGCUGUUGCAGAAGUGGAAGACACAUUGACGGAGGAAGAAAAGCGCAGAAACAGUAUCAUGUUCGACUUGCUUUUUAUAGCAACGUCUCAUCCACUGGCUGAACUCAUUUUUUCCCUCGACAACCAGUGUCGCCAGUUGACUGCCAAGGAGAAAGUAGACGUCAAGGUUAAGAUUAGACCUGAGCUCAGUGACGGUAUGAACGGCUAUUUGACUCCUUGUUCAGGAGAGACUCACCCGCCAAUAUUUAGAGCCCCGGUUCAGGGCAUGGAAGAUAUCUUGGCCAAUGAAGUCAUAUGUGCGAUAUACAGACUCCCAGAUGCACAUCAACACAUAACAAGGCCACCUCCUGGUGUCAUCUUUCCAAAGAAGAUUGUCCAAUUAGGAGAUUUAAAACCGGAACCGGUUCUGUGGCAUGAGGAUUCUGGAAGAAGACCAAUGAAUCGAGACAGGCAGAACCAUCCUGGAAGCGUCUCUGGCCGCCAUCUUGGAGAGGCAGCACAUCGAUUUGUCGCUAACAGCUUACAGUUGAGAGGAGAUCGUAACGGAUAUCAUACAACAGAUAUGCAUGCUCAGCAUCCGGGUUACAAUUACAUCCCUCCAUAUAUACCGACCUCUCCUUCCUACCAGAACUAUGGUCAUAUGUCACGGCAGCAGCCAGCUCUAGGGCCUGCUCACAUGGGUCCACCGAUGAUGCAGGCCCCAUAUGCCCACCAUGGUUAUGCUCAACCACAACCACUUUACCCGAAUCAACCAACGCAUUUAUCGGCUAGGGCCGAUGAAUACGACUAUCCUUUAUCCCGUCAAGGUGCGUACCAACCACGAGAAGGUGGUGGUGGGCAACAGCAAAUUGGUGGGAGGUUCUCGUCACAGCCUCAUCACGAUGUCCCUCGGGUAGGUCACCAUGACUCUAGGGGUUAUGCUGAUAACCCAAGAGACUAUCAUCAUCAUGAUCGACAAGGUGGGAGCGAUAAUAACUCGCGAGGAUUUGACUAUCGUCAUCAUCAGCAAGGACAGGGAGGGAGUGAUAGCUCCCGGGGGUAUGGUGAUUACCGUCGGGAACCCAGAGGAGGAGGAGGAUACCAUCGAGGCAGGAACUCGUUUUCUGGUGCGAGAUAGGAAUAGAUUAUCAAGCCUAACAGGAUAUUUACCCGCAGUAGCUACGCCUGGGCGGGUCCAUUAGUUUUCAACAUUUCGAGCGUCCUUACGUUAUCAGAGGUGAUUUUUUUUUUUAAAAAAAAUUCUCUUCCUAUAUGUUGUGUUGUACCAGUAAUAGUUUUCGUACUGUUUGGCAAAAGGAACAAUAAAUAGUUCAUCAAACGUGUACUAGGAGAGUGAAAUUGGUGUAAGAAUUAUAGGUUCGUAUUUUAUUAUUCUUCGUUAUCCUUUCUUAUCA
Molecule: messenger RNA, 3570 nt
Organism: Tarenaya hassleriana
Lineage: Eukaryota; Viridiplantae; Streptophyta; Magnoliopsida; Brassicales; Cleomaceae
Product: 5'-3' exoribonuclease 3-like
Exons: 24
Coding region: 132-3293 (1053 amino acids)
Biological process (GO): nuclear-transcribed mRNA catabolic process
Cellular component (GO): nucleus
Molecular function (GO): 5'-3' RNA exonuclease activity; RNA binding; zinc ion binding
Source: RefSeq, a predicted model, not a curated record